Cladocopium goreaui is the source of this 1560-nucleotide messenger RNA. NCBI's taxonomy places the organism in Eukaryota, Dinophyceae, Suessiales, Symbiodiniaceae. The record is from the annotation of a GenBank genome assembly.
AUGUCCUUGCAUUGCUGCGACAACCUUCCAUGCAGCAGUGCGCUGAACCUCGCAUCAACCGAUGUUUAUCUUUUGGGGCUGCGGAACGCCAAGAGCUCACUCUGGUCCAAAGUGACAGAGGGAGACAUGGCCAUGGCAAAAACCUUGCUGUAUUGCUUGUCUCUUGCCUCUGCCGACGCUGUGGAGCCGGUGGAGACUGUGGGUCCGGAGCCAGUGGAGCCGGAGGAGCCCCCACGAUUCCUUCAAGCGCGGGUGGGGGAGCCCAGUACCCACUUCGGAGCAGCGACCAAGGCCUUGAAGCUUCAAUCCCAAGGCCACCCUUCAGCCGACCGUAGGUCAGCUGCUGGAGUAGGUAGCAAGGAAGCGCCAUCAAGCCGCAGCGCUGUUGCCACCAGUGUCAGCAGUGAUGGUGGAGCUGAACUGUGGAUGUCUAAGCUGGCGCUGAAUUACGUGGCUCAGGAGCUGCUGCCACAAGUGCUGCAGAAUCUUACGAAGGUGCCCCUGGGAAGUUUCAGCGGCAGCUACAAAGGCGUCCAAUACCGACUGUGGGAUGUUGAUCUGAACCACGUGGGUAUCAAGACACCUAGUAUUGAGUUCAGAAAAGACAAGGGUGUACAGCUGUGCUUGUCGGGCAUUUGGGCCAAUGUCACUUCGGACUGGAGUGCGGAAUGGUACUUCCUGUCUCUUAAUGGAGGCACCAGUGUGCUGGUCACAGAUGGUCAGCUUUGUGCCGACCUCGGCCUGAAGGCCUUGUCGAGACGUCCUCAGGUGGAAGUGAGUGAUUUGAACGUGAACUUAGAGCUUGGCCCCAUCACCUUCUCAGGCACCAGCAUUCACUGGCUGAUGAAUGCAGCGGCUUUCCUGUUCGAAUCCUACUUAGAGGAUUUGGCCGCCAAAACCAUCAAGUCCAACGUGGAGGCGGCCGUGAAGACCAGCUUGGCGGAGUCCUUGCAGAAGAUGAAUCUCUCUGCAUCGGUAGAUUUGCCAGAUGUCAAUCAAUCGGUGGCCGUAGACCUCUCACUUCAAGCCAUAAAGACGACGGAGGACUAUCUGCAGGUAAAUGUGGACGGCCUCCCAUCGGUUGGAAACCAGAGCUGUCCCUUUCCUCGACAACGAUGGCAGAGUAAGCUGCCGGAGGGAUGGAAGCAGCGAAUGGUCUCCGGAUCGCUGUCCGAUUGGGGCAUCCACUGUGGCAUUUGGGCGGUGAAUCGCACCGGCCUUCUCAGCUACAAGUUGCUACCCUGGUGGGUACCGAACAACACCCUAGGCAUUGGGCUCUACUCAGAUUUCAUGUCCCUGCUGGUCCCAGGGCUGAAACACAAACACCCAUACAACAAACGGAACUAUCCGCUGGAGAUGACGUUGAUGCCUUUGCCAACACCUUCCUUCAAAUUUGAAUCAGGCUAUAUGUACUUAGUCUCGCCGAUCUUGUUCUCCUUCACGACUUUGCUGACGAAGUCGGGGAAGCGCGAGUUUUGCUUUAGCUUUAUCGCUGACGUCCAUGCGCAGGGCUACCUUUGGAUCGAACAGAAUCCAAUGAGGCACCCAGUGAACAGGUGA